This is a messenger RNA of Zophobas morio, 825 nucleotides long. RefSeq lists its product as uncharacterized. NCBI's taxonomy places the organism in Eukaryota, Metazoa, Arthropoda, Insecta, Coleoptera, Tenebrionidae. The coding region runs from base 158 to 736 and encodes 192 amino acids. The transcript is spliced from 11 exons. The record is from RefSeq and is a predicted model, not a curated record.
CGAAGAUGAAUUUAAUGAAAGUUAUAGAAGUCAAGGAGAAAACGGACCUCUUGGGGAUUACAUUAAAGGCACUGAGUCUUACGAAUCGACUAGACAGAGCAUCUCCACACACGUAAAAGAGAGAAUUGCAGAAAUAAAGGAAUCUGAUCUUUUUCAGAUGCUCUCCGAAUUUAAAUUUUUCGCUUCAGCAUAUCCCGAAAAGGCCAGAUACCUUCUCCUUAGGUAUCCUCAUCUCGCUUAUGCCGUUGAACAAGGACUGCUGCGCGUGGAUGCUAUCGACACCAAGAUCGCCGAUUCAUUAGAGCUUACCGAUCCACCUUCGCCUCCUCCCUUGUACUCUCCUAUACUAGAAGAGCAAUUUUUGGAAUCUGCUCAACCCGGACAACACCAACCUGUAUAUGGGAAUCUUCCUUACGCCCAUCCGGCCGCGCAGAAUCCACAGUUUGGUUUGCAGCCCGCAGUCAACGUAUUUUCUGGCCGAACACCCAACGAGGCAUUACCAUUGAAGUUACCACCCGGCCAAUCCCAGUCCGGCCCAGCCCCAUCUUACGUUACUGGCAGCUACGGCGGGCAGACAUUGCCGCCAUCUGUCCAUCACCCCUUGCAUCCGUCUUACGCGAUGUCUCAGCAGCAAACACUGCCUGAUAAUAGCUCUGAUGAGCUUCUUCAGUUGGUCAUGUCGCUCAGCUGGAGUGAGUUGGAGGCGCUUCCCGCCGAAGAAAGGAGAGCUUGUUGAUUCUGAAACAACAGUUAAAGAGUGGAAGACUUCCUUAAUAUAAACACGAAUGCCCUUAACUUCCCCUUAAAAAAGUACUUGUAUGCCAG